Messenger RNA from Thunnus maccoyii (southern bluefin tuna), 2537 nucleotides. RefSeq names its product tumor necrosis factor alpha-induced protein 2-like. NCBI's taxonomy places the organism in Eukaryota, Metazoa, Chordata, Actinopteri, Scombriformes, Scombridae. Bases 63 to 2051 code for a protein of 662 amino acids. The record is from RefSeq and is a predicted model, not a curated record. The transcript has 12 exons. Gene Ontology annotation, molecular function: SNARE binding. Gene Ontology annotation, biological process: exocytosis; exocyst localization. Gene Ontology annotation, cellular component: exocyst.
UCGACCUGCUGCAGAGACGGACGAGCUUUACACACCUGUUAGUCUUGCUGCCUUCAGGAGCGAUGAAUUGCAGCACAAAAGGUUUGACAGCACCUUUCUUAGCCUGCUGGUCACGUUUCUCCGCUUGGACAGCGAUGAGGACCCGCUCAGAUUUGAUGGAGACAGAUGGCUUCAACUCCCUUCCUGCAGGAGGAAGGGGGUUGAAGAAAAAGUUCAAAAAGUUAUUUGGAGUCAACAGAGCUCAACCCGGUCCAAACACCAUCACUGCGACUGAUGGAAACCUCUCACCCAGCGAUAAGGAGCCCCAAAACGUGAUACCCACAUUUGAGGACCUCCUUGAGGCAAACCAUUUGUCUGAGGCCAGCCAGCUGCUGAUAGAGAGAGAGGAGUGUCUGUUUGGGGAGAUAACAGAAGCAGAGGCACUUAAACAUCGGGAGAAGGAAGUGGACAGGCUUGAUGCAGACCGCAGAGCCCUGAAGGACCUCGUAGUGCAGAUUCUGAAACAGUCUCUCAGCACAGAGGUCAAUGUUGUGGCUCUAACAUAUGCCGUGACGGCCAUCUGCCAGGAGGAGGAGCAGGACAAGCAGUGGAAGCAGAGAGAUGGGACACCGCCGCCCUGGAGGCCCAGUGGCUGGAAGAAGCUCCACGAUUCAACGCUCUACAGCUUGGUGGAGGAGUGCAUGGACAACACCUCCUCCAGCCCCCCUGCAGACCUGGUGGAGAAGUCGUCUCUCCAGGUGGACAUCUGCAGCAUGGGCAGGCAGCUGAAGCAGGACCUGCUGUGGGUGGUGGAGGUGGUGAAGAGCAGCUACCCGCCGGAGCUGCACAUCUGUAAUUCCUACGCCAGGUGGUACCACCAAACCUUCAGCGCCAGACUCAAAAAGAUCGCAGAGUUUGGUCUAGAUGACAAGGACUGCACUUCCCUCCUGCUCUGGGUGAACGAGUAUUAUCCAGAAAUCCUUCGAAAGCCAGAGCUGGCCAGUGAGAUCGAUCACGAAGCGUUGGGAAAGCUGCUGCCUAAAAAGUUACUGAAACCUCUGGAGGAACAGUACCUGAGCAAACAACAGAGUGAGAUGGCGACUUGCAUCAACCGCGUCCUGGAGGAAGCAAAGCAAAAGUGGGAAGAUGGAGAGGAGCCGUCAAGAAAGGACGGCUGCUUCGUCAGUCCUGUGGCCUAUGACCUCAUUCCGCUCAUCAAUGGUAUUUUGACUACAACUGUAAAAGUUGUGGGAGACCAAAGCAAGGCCCAGGAUUUAAGUUACCAACUGAAAGAUUCAUUACAAAGGUUCAGGAUCUUCCAGGACAACAUCAUGAAGCAAAGCAAACCGAACAGCAAGCCGUUCAUCAAGGCGAUACUCAGCUGUGUUGAACAUUUCAGGGACUUCCUCGUUAAGAAGAGUGAUCUGUUCCCAGAGGAUGUUCGGGAAAGCUGUUUGUCUGUUCUGAUGGACAUGAAACAAUCUGCUCACAUGUAUUUACUAAGCCCUGUGCACGAGGUCCUCAAGCCACAGUACCGCAAGCUGGGAACCAGUGACUGGCUGAAUAAGUCAGUGUUUGAGAAUCUGCUGGUCAGCAUUGAACAACAGAUUCAGGAUCUUCAAGGUGCAGCUGAAUCGUGUCACAAGGAUCUGAUGGGCCAGCUUCAUCAGGAAGUGACAGCAGAAUAUGUGAAGAGGCUCCUGAGAGGGGAAGUCAAACUGAAGAACAAGGAGCGUCAGGAGAAAGCCUACAUGACUGUGAAAAACAAUGCGGAGAGUUUGCACAGUUUAUUCGUGAAAAUGGGAUCAAAGGAGGAGUGGUUGAAGGAAAUCUUGAACAAGAUUGCAGAAGUGCUGAAACUCCAAGACCUCCCUGCCAUACAGAUGCAAGUAGUAUUACUGGGAACUGAUUAUCCUGACCUCAGUGAAAAACACGUUUCGGCUCUGCUCAAGCUCAAGACUAACCUCACCAAGGCCGACAGGAGAAUCGUCAAAGCAAUUCUGUCAGACGCUUUGAAAGAAACCAACGUCGUCAGCGCUCGCCCUUUUUUCUCCAGAGUUCCCAUCAAAUGAGAUGUUCACUCCAGUGAUACAUUCUCCUCAUUUCAGUCGUUUAAAAGUUGAGUUGUCCAAUAUAAUGUAUCAUAAUGUUUGUUUUACAUUAGUAUGAUGAACACAUUGAUAUGUACAUGAUCACCGUGUCUGUACGAAGCAAAUGUCAUCUGCAUUGAAAGUCUAAUCUUGGAUUAAAUGUUACUUUUAUAAUGAACUUAAGCUGGAAAGAUUAUUGUGUAAUAUGAUAUAUAAUAAUAAUAUAAAAAGAGAGUCACUGUAUAAAUGUGUACGCUAGACUUCACAUUAGUGCUGGGAAACGUGGUGCUUCUCCUGUAUGUGUGCUUGUGAGUUUUGUUUUUUAGGGAAAUGAGAACCAGGUCAGUGUUCGUAUGUGUAAUAUUUUGAAGAUGUAUUUUUAUAUCAAAUCAGUGUUACUGUUUUUUUAAUUUAAUGUGCUGUAUAUUUUGACUUACCUGUACAAUAAAGGGAGACAUUGAACUUUAA